AUGGCACCAGCUAUGUCUCGCCCAGACCUCCUUCUCCUCGAGGCGGACUUCUUACAAGCUCAAUCCGAAAUCGUCCAGCGUCUCAGCAGCGACAUUCACUUUGCCGCCAAGAUCCUCGACUUCAAGGUCUACGACAUCGAGAGUCGAAUUGCCGGUCUGAGAAAGGCGGCGUGGGAGAAGAGGUCGAAGCACAGUUGUGAGGGAGAUGCGCUUGUCGAUGGCCAGAAGAAUCAAGUCGGAUAUAGACACAAGGGCAUCUUGGAGAACGCGACCACGUUGAUCGAGACUGCGCAGCAAGUCAAGACCGAGUUGAAGGCCUUGACGGAGGUGGUUUGCGGGAUCCAAGAGGUGGUUCAAGCCGGCACCGCGAGCCAGGAAUGGACGGAGGAAGGAAAUGCUGGCAUCGAGGCGGCGAACGUCAAGGGCCCGAACGUGCAUCUGCCUCCCCUCGAAGCGACGCUGACGGAGGAACUGCACGGCGCCAGACAGGUCUUUGUGGAAUCGAGCACAUUCAUCCCAGUCAAUUUUCGCGCCGUGGCAUCCAAAUUCUCAAGCACGGAAACUGCCGAGUCCCUCAAGAUCUAUCGACCGAAACAUGUCAAAGGGGCACCGUUUGCGGGCGAGGACACGAUGGUAGCCGGAGGGUUCGUCUCCGCUGCAAAUCAUGCCCAUCGCCGCCCUCAUGAUCGCGCCGAACCACGAGGACGCAGGGCCAUGCGCUUCUCUCACGUGGAAUUGCCGGGAAGAUCUGACCGCGACCACCGUUCCAGAUCCCCAGCGGGGUGUCGCAAGGCAGGAAAGCAAGAGGAAGGGGGAGAUUUGCUUGGUUGGAUUCCGAAGAAGGUUGGGAUCGCCCGUCUACCUAUGGACGACGGGUUGCGAGCAUUGAUGAUGCAAGAUAUGAAGAAAGGGCGGCGUGAUCGGGCUUGCUAGCAAACGACAGACAGACUAUGCCACCACGGAGACAGGACAACCAGCAGCCUUCUUGAGGGUGGGAAUGGUCAUGCAUGCAUGGUCCGACUCAAAGGGGAAAGAUUUUGAUCGAGUUUAUCUAUCCGUUGCAUUUGGAAAAGGGGGUUGCCAACCAGAC
This is a messenger RNA of Cladophialophora immunda, 1090 nucleotides long. RefSeq lists its product as uncharacterized. Bases 1 to 933 code for a protein of 310 amino acids. The record is from RefSeq and is a predicted model, not a curated record. NCBI's taxonomy places the organism in Eukaryota, Fungi, Ascomycota, Eurotiomycetes, Chaetothyriales, Herpotrichiellaceae. The transcript has a single exon.